AUGCGCUUCCACACGAUCUCUCUUCUUGCCCUCGCGGCGGCGUCCACGACCAUGGCGCUGCCGAGGCCACGGACGAAGCGGGCGACGACGGCUGUGUCGGCGUCAGACCUGGCCGGCUUCGCGCCGUUCACGCAGUUCGCGCGCGCCGCGUACUGCGACUCGGACAAGAUCGAGGGCUGGAAGUGUGGGGAGGCGUGCGACGCGAUUCCCGGAUUCGAGCCGACCUUGACGGGCGGCGACGGGAACGCGGUGCAGCUCUUCUUUGUAGGGUACUGGCCGGACCAGAACUCCGUCGUGAUCUCGCACGAGGGCACGGACCCAACCGCGCUCAUGUCAGAUCUCACGGACCUCAAGUUCACGCAAGAGAACCUUGACAGCACGCUCUUCCCGGACGUGUCGACCGACGUCAAGGCGCACAACGGCUUCGCGGACGAGCACGCGAAGACGGCCGCCGCCGUCCUCGCGGAGACCACCCGCCUCCUUUCGGACAAGAACGCGAACCAGGUGAUCGUGAUCGGGCACUCGCUCGGGGGCGCGAUCGCGGAGCUCGACUCGCUCUACCUCACCCUCAACCUCCCGGCCGACGUCCACGUCAAGGGCGUCACGUACGGCACCCCGCGCGUCGGCAACCAGGCCUUCGUCGACCUCUUCGACAGCAAGGUCGCCGACUUCACCCGCGUCAACAACGAGCACGACAUGGUCCCGAUCGUCCCCGGCCGCUUCCUCGGCUUCUCCCACCCCAAGGGCGAGGUCCACAUCACCUCCCCGGGCAACGCCGUCGCCUGCUCCGGCGACGACAACGACGGCGACGCGGAGUGCACGGACAAGACGGUCUCCAACAUCCUCAAGGGCUCCGUCCUCGACCACCUCGGGCCCUACGAGGGCAUCCACAUCGGCAGCAUCUUCUGCAACUGA
This is a messenger RNA of Epithele typhae, 915 nucleotides long. Its product is annotated as alpha beta-hydrolase. Gene Ontology annotation, biological process: lipid metabolic process. The transcript has 4 exons. The record is from RefSeq and is a predicted model, not a curated record. Bases 1 to 915 code for a protein of 304 amino acids. Lineage: Eukaryota; Fungi; Basidiomycota; Agaricomycetes; Polyporales; Epitheliaceae.